GUGAUCCUUGGACGAGUGGCUGACCUCCGCCUCCGCCGUGCUUUCCUGUCGUGCCUGGCUCCCAUCUGGUCCCUGGGCUCGGGAAUCGCAGAGGCCCUGCUGCAGGAGCGGCCGACCGUAACCUUGCUGCUAUCUUCCGCUCCCGAGAAGGUUCAGAUCGGCAGCAUCACUCUUCCUCUUGCAGUGCAAGGAGAAGAUCCAGCAGUCCGAUGUGCGCCCUUUGCCUACACAUCCGUCCAUGCUCGCAUUCUUCAGGCUCUGGCGUCGGCGAUCCGAGCUGACGAACCUGCCCUGCUGGUGGGUGAUACUGGUACCGGGAAAACUUCGGUAGUCCAGCACAUCGGCCGUUUGUUGGGCCAAGAGGUCCUUGUUUACAAUUUCAACGAGCAGAGUGAGUCCACUGAACUCAUCGGCGGCUUUCGUCCAGUCGACAAUGUCAUGCAACUUAUGUCUGAACUUGUUGAGUUGUUCUGCUCCACCUUCGAGAAGUCUUUCUCACGGCGCAAGAACGCGAGGCUUUUGGAAAAAGCUCGAGGGGACUUUCUGGGCCGACGAUGGGCUUCGGUGCUUCACAGCAUUGGAAGCGUGAUGUCCAAGGCCCAGCAGAGUCUGAGCGAUCCUGUGACUCAAGCCUCGAAAGGUGUGAAGGGCACACACCUUGCAGCAGAGUGGGAAAGGGUCCAGGACCUCCAUAGAAAGGCAUCCACAGUGGUCGCGGCAGGCUCUGCGCCCCGCUUCGAGUUCAAAGAGGGCUUGCUCGUCCAGGCCUUGCGUAGCGGUGCCUGGGUGGUGCUGGACGAGAUCAACCUUGCACCCUCAGACCUUCUGCAACGUGUGCAGGGUCUUAUAGAGAGGUCGUCAGGAUCUCACCUUGCCUUGCCAGAGUCCGGUGACGAGCAUGUGGUGCCACAUCCUGAGUUCAGACUCUUCGCGUGCAUGAACCCGCCGCGCUUGCCUCCUCCAGCAGAGGCAGAGGGUGAGGAAGACGUGCCCAUGUCGAGAGCUGGACAAGCUGCCGGGAAGAAGGAGCUCCCUCCAGGCAUUCGUGCACGCUUCACAGAGAUCUUCGUAGACGAGGAAUUCAUUUCCCGAUGCUAUUUUGCCCAAGCAGCGUCAGUCCUAGUGACGCAGUGUGCCACAGCCUCAUGGCCUAGACGGUCUCGCAGUCCAAUGUCGGUCUCUCCGCCGAAACCACGGCCGCUGCAGGCUCACGAUCUGAAGAAAAAGGUCUUCGUGGUUCCCACAUGGUGUGAUAUUUGCAAAGGUGUACUGGUCGGCCACGGCUUUGUCUGCGCAGGUCCUUGCCAGAUGAGGUGUCAUCGGGGACUCGGGGCCAACGGCGCAGAAAAUUGCAAAGCUGAGCUCCUCAUGAAGAAAUGCGAGGAGGUCGCCCAUGUCCAGGGACAGUAUCAGUUCGGCGACGUUACGAAGCAGAUCUUCAGGAAUGAGAAGCAGAGGAUCAAAGACCUGGUGGUGACAGAGUUUGUGAAGGAACAAGCGAGUUUCGGAAAGUUCGACAAGCUGAAAGCUUAUUCAGAAGCUCUCCAGGAGUGGUGGGACGAAGAUCGAGUGGUUCGAUACAUGUUGUUCGCCAUUGCCUCGAUCGAGCUCGUGCUCCUCGUGAUCAGUUACAGCUCAGUGUUUCUCUGUGCUUGGCCCGUCCAUGGCGCAUCGCGGGCGGGACGUUUAGCCUGGCUGCAGGCCGUGUCCAACUGCACGUCGGCUGCCGUGUUUGAAGGAUUGCUGCUACUUCUGAUCCAUGUGCUCGCCACUCAGCUCCUGGUCUACUCCGAUCUUGUACACAGCUUUGUUCGUGAAAUACUGCAAAUCAAUCUCAGCGAACUACAGAUAGACGUGGGGAAAGCUGCUGAUGCCGUCACGAACAUCACGAUCCAUGGCCUUAAGACGACGGCUUGCAUCGCAUGCCUUGGGAUGGCGUUGUGGAUGAGGGCCGUCCAGCUGGUCUACGACAACAGCCAUCCAUGA
Symbiodinium necroappetens is the source of this 1986-nucleotide messenger RNA. The record is from the annotation of a GenBank genome assembly. NCBI's taxonomy places the organism in Eukaryota, Dinophyceae, Suessiales, Symbiodiniaceae.